AGGGUGCGAAGGGGGCGUGGCCAGCUCGAUCGCCCCGCCCCUCUGCGGGGCGUGCUGGGAGCGGAAGCGGCGGCCGCGUUGGAGCCGGGCGGGUGGCAUGGCGGCAGCCGGGAAGAGGAGCCUGGCGGAGCUGAGCCUGGAUGAGUUCCUCGCUGCCGGUUCCGAGUCGGAGCCUGACGGUGCCUGGGAGGAGGAGGAGGAGAAAGAGAAGGAAGCCAGGCCCGGCAAAGGGGCUGCGGCGGAGCGGCGGCUGAAUGGGAAGGCGAGGCCGGCGCGGGAGGCCCGGCCGGCUCCGAGGAAGAAGGGAAAAGCAUCUGAACACAAAGACCAGCUCUCCCGGCUGAAGGACAGAGAUCCUGAAUUUUAUAAGUUCUUGGAGGAAAAUGAUCACACCUUGCUGAAUUUUGAUGCCUCGGACAGCUCGGAUGAGGAGGAGGAGAGGGUGCAUGUACCACCUGAUAAACUGGAGGUAGCGAGUGAUGAAGAAGAUGAAGGUGAUGAACAACAGGCAAAAGUCAAAAGGAAAAGAGCUUCUUUUAUCUCUGUGAGCUUGAAAAUGGUUGAAGACUGGAAAAGAGCUGCAGAGAGAAACCUAACACCAAAACUAUUCCAUGCGAUCACUCAAGCCUUUAAAGCAGCUGUAGCAACCACCAAGGGAGAUGAAGGUGGGGAUGAUCCCAGCAAGUUUCAAGUCACUGAUGCUGCAGUGUUCAAUGCCCUUGUGUCCUUCUGUAUCCGGGACCUCUUCCAUUACCUGCAGAAGCUGCUUUUUCCAAAACCCCCAAAGAAUAAGCACAAACUGAUCCUCCCUUCCACCAGCCCACUUUGGAGCAAGCUGCGACUGGAUGUAAAAGUGUACCUUGGCUGUAGCAUACAACUCCUCUCUUGUUUAACAGAAGCCUCAGUUGGUGCAGCAGUCCUUCAGCAUGUCAAUUCCAUAGUGCCUUACUUUUUGUCCUUUCCAAAGCAGUGCCGUGCCCUUCUCAAGCAAGCAAUUAGUUUGUGGAGCACAGGGGAGGAAACAGUGAGAGUCCUGGCCUUCCUUGUGCUCAACAAGAUCUGCCGCUACAAGAAAGAGCUCUACCUGAGUCCCUUGCUCAAGCAAAUGUACAUUGCCUUUGUGAAGAAUUCCAGAUUCACCUCUCCCAAUGUCCUGCCCAUGAUCAACUUCAUGCAGCGCACACUGACAGAGAUGUAUGCCCUGGACACACACACCUCUUACCAGCAUGCCUUCAUCUAUAUCCGUCAGCUCGCCAUUCACCUGCGCAGUGCAAUGACCAUAAAGAAGAAGGAGAACUUCCAGUCUGUGUAUAACUGGCAGUAUAUCCACUGCCUGUACUUCUGGUGCCGGGUUCUCAGCACGAUCUACCCCAGUGAGGUCAUGGAGCCAUUGAUCUAUCCUUUGACACAGGUCAUCAUUGGCUGCAUAAAGCUGGUACCAACGUCUCGGUUCUACCCCUUGCGCAUGCACUGCGUCCGUGCGCUUACGCUGUUGUCUGAGAACACCAGGACCUUCAUCCCAGUGUUGCCGUUUAUCCUGGAGGUUUUCCAGCAAGUGGAUUUCAACAAGAAGCCAGGACGUAUUAGUGCUAAGCCUAUAAACUUCGCAGUGAUCUUGAAGCUUUCCAAUGCCAACCUGCAGGAGAAGGCCUAUCGAGAUGGACUCAUUGACCAGCUCUAUGACGUGAUGCUUGAGUAUCUUCAUUGCCAAGCCUACAGCAUUGGAUUCCCAGAGUUGGUUCUCCCUACUAUCAUUCAGCUAAAAUCCUUCCUGAAGGAAUGCAAGAUUGCCAACUACUGCAAGCCUAUCCGACAGCUCCUGGAGAAACUGCAGGAAAACUCUGCCUACAUCUCCAGCAGGCGUCAGAAAGCUGCCUUUGGCGUGGCCAGCAAGGAGGCUGUGGAACAAUGGGAGAAGCAAGUCAAAGAGGAGGGGACACCUCUGACCAAGUAUUACACUCAGUGGAAGAAACUGAGAGAGAAGGAGAUACAACUGGAGAUCAGUGGCAAAGAAAGGCUUGAAGACUUGAACUUCCCAGAAAUCAAACGUAAGAAGCAAAACGAAAGCAAGGAGGAAGAUAAGAAGGAAUUCAAGGACCUCUUUGAGCUGGACAGUGACUCUGAUGAGGAGAAUGCUGGAUUCCCUAUAAAAGGGAAAGGCAAAGCCAAGCAGGCCUCAGACGACAGUUCAGAAGAGGGCAGCGAGGAGUAUGGCGAGGAUGAUGAUGAAGAAGAAGGAAGGUAUGAGAUCGAGGAGGACGAGGAGGAACUGGAAGACGACAGUGGCUCAGAUGCAGAGGAAGGCCGGGAAGGCGCCCGCGUUCCGCAGGGAUCCCAGCCGAGGAGCCGCACGGGAGGGAUGUCCCGAGCCGACCUCGAGCUGCUGGCGCAGGGAGACGAGGACGUUGUGGAGGACUUGGCCUUCUCCGACGACGACUGAGCCCCCUCCGAGGUGCUGGUACCACAGCACCCAUCCUGCGCACCCGCAGCCGGGUCCUGGAGCCAUGGUAAGAGCUGGGAGGGCAGCCCUGGGUGCCACCAAGGACUCGGCAGUGACGCAGCAGAGGCGCUGCUUGGACUUUAAAGCUGUUUUCCACCUGUCCUGGUUUUGGUAACAGUGGAAUCGUGCUCGCAUCCAGGCCAGUGAAACUGCUCAGCACCGGUAAUAAACAGCCCUCAUGAAAAGCUGCUGCUUUCAGUAGCACAGGGCUCAGUUUCAGCUCCUGGAGCAGGAGCCAAGGGGAAGUGCAAGUUCUUUUGUCUGAGGGUCUUUAGCUAGAGGGGGAGUGCAGAGAUGGGAGGUGGUGCACGCAGAAGAGGGAGGAAGAGGCAAAACACCAUAGGAACCACGCUUUCAUUUUCUGAUGGGUGUUGGACUUGCUUAGCACAACCAAGCACCAAAUCUGAGCCCGUGCUUAGUACCAGACCUGCUGUUAGUGACCUAAAACUGCCUUCUGGAGCCAGUUCCAGCUGCUGCUGAACACGUUUGUUGUGGUCCAGCCAUCAGCAGUGACUGACUGCAGGUGCCUUGGGCAUCAAAUCACUGCAUCACCUGGGAAGCUUCUAGAUGCAGCUCAUGCUGUGUCUUCCUGUUGGAGUGUGGUGCUUGUGGGAGGCCAUUGUGUAGCUCAAGGUGGGUAAAGGCAACAAAACCAGCUUCUCUGUAGAGACCACUGUUAGCUUACAGCUGUUCUACACCGAGGGCUGCUCCUCUCCUGCUUCCAGACAUCAUUACUGCACAGCUAGCACUGCUGCAGUGCAGUGGGGUGGGCUGUUUGCUUCACUUAGUGUUGUUUGGAGCUUAGCAGCAGGAAUAGGGCUGGAGAGGGGUGCUUUUCCCAAGUGCAGUUACAGGAAUCAGUAGCCAUGCACCCAGAUGCCCUCAGUCCUUUAAAUGGGAGGAAGUAACCUCAGAAAUGGGUAAGUUGUGUUUUAUUAUGCUCAUCAUCAUUAUUGUCAUUGUUAUUAUCAUUUAUAGCCCACUUUGAGAGGAACAAAGCAUCUGCUGCUUCAUUAGCAGCUCUGGAGUGCUCAAGCCUGAAGUUCCCUAUGGCUGGUAAAGCCUCUGUCACCAGGGAGCUGACUGCAAAGAUGAGGCCCUAAUGAUAGGAAAAUGGUUUGUAACUUACCUUUUAGUCCCAGAGAGAAAGCAGUUCUUGUUCCUCCUCCCUCUGACUUAGUGGCAAGCUGAAGAACCAACCCUCAGGCUGGCUUUUAGGCCACAAAUGCUGCAGCCCCAACCCACAGAGAGGUACCACCAGCAGCAGGGUACCACGCAGUGAAAGAGAGCAGCUUCUCGGGUAAAGAACCACAUCCAAGGGGCUCGGGUACCGGUUGGAAAUGAAGUGUUUCUCCUUUUUUAUUUAAACUGAUUGCUGGGCAGCGUUUGUACGGUGAUGUGAUGGGCAAUGGCUGGUUGGUUUUUACAAUAGAAAGAAGCUAAUGUACCACCAAGCGAAGUUUGGUAACAAAAGGACGGCAGCACGUGCAACCUUGAAACAGAAAAGGGCAGGGGGAGCAGAGAGGAAAGUACCACGUGUGGUUGUUGUUCACAACUGUACAAGUCACAGGAGGGCACCCCCAGGAGUUACCAUCGCAUUCACAGUAGUAAAAACUCUUUCUUACCCAUUGGUUUUAGCCUGAACCACCCCCCCCCCCCCCCAGCAUCCCUCCCCUGCUCUGGGAACGCACAGGUACCUGUCUCAUGGUCCACAGCAGGCCAGAAUGUGCAACUGCAUCCACCUCUGUAACAAGGCUUGAAACGAGAACCAAAACAACCCCAGAACAAAAGAAACCCCCACCCCAAUGGAGAAAUGAGUCUGUUGGACACGUGAGGGAGGCCGGGGGGCCCCUGCAGCCCACCAGAGCACAUCGCUGGCUCUUCUCUUUACAAAGCAUCGAAUGGGCAAAACCAAGCGGCUCUGCAGGGCUGGAGCAUGGGCAGAGCCUGUUCUGUGCGUGCCAGGAGGGGGGGGCAGCCCCCGGGCUGUGCCGUACCAUCCGCUCCGAAGUAAACAUGGACCCGAACUUGCCUUUUA
Messenger RNA from Pezoporus flaviventris, 4538 nucleotides. RefSeq names its product NOC2 like nucleolar associated transcriptional repressor (gene NOC2L). The record is from RefSeq and is a predicted model, not a curated record. The transcript is spliced from 19 exons. Gene Ontology annotation, biological process: ribosomal large subunit biogenesis; negative regulation of transcription by RNA polymerase II. Bases 98 to 2440 code for a protein of 780 amino acids. NCBI's taxonomy places the organism in Eukaryota, Metazoa, Chordata, Aves, Psittaciformes, Psittacidae. Gene Ontology annotation, molecular function: histone binding; transcription corepressor activity. Gene Ontology annotation, cellular component: Noc2p-Noc3p complex; nucleolus; nucleoplasm.